AUGAAUUUGUUGGCGCGGUUACUGGUGAUACUUUCACUUGGGCUAAUUGCUAAAGACCCAUAUGCACUGGCUAUUAAUGAUGUGCAUGUUAAUGUCAAUGUUAAUGUAAAUGUUAACGUUGGCGUUCUAAGAACUUUGAAGAACCAGACCAGAGUUCAAAAAGUUACGCCACAAAAUUAUGCGGAUCCAGCUCCUAUCUAUACACCCACGCCUCUCUGGGAUAAUAAAAGUGGAGCCGAUGAUUUUUUCGGUGUUCUAAAUGACAGCGUGACUGCAAACUACACAGGACAUAUUGAUUCUGGUUUUACAAACCCCCCAAGAUCCCAACCAAGUAAAGAUGCUUCUGCGAGCAAUAGCAAGGAUCUUGGUAUUAGACCUCUCAAGAUUGAGCCAUGGGUGGAUUCUUAUGGAACUCUAAAUGACCAGUCUUCAAAGAAAUCAGCUCCAGUUAAUGAUUUCACUCUACCAAAAUCCCAACCACAAGAAAUUUAUCCUGGUUAUUUAGGGCCCCUGCCUAAUGCUGUCAAUCUACCAAAAUCCGAACAACGAGGAACUGAUCCUCGUUUUUCCCAACCACGAGAAAUUGAUCCUUUUUUUAGGCCACAGCCUAAUGAUGUCACUCUACCAAAAUCCCAAAUCACUGGACCAUGGCUCGAUUCUUUCGGAACUCUAAAUGACCAGUCUUCAAAAAAAGCAGCGCCAUUUAGCGAAGCCAAGGAUAUUACACAGACCCCGUACAGUGGUUUUUGGGGAGCAUUAAAUAACCAGCCUUCGAUGAAAAAAACAGCUCCAACAAGCGGACCCAAGGAUUUCGGGUAUCUACGGGACCAUCCUCUAAAAAAAGGACUAAUGGAUUAUUUCGGAUCGCUAAGUCAGCAGCCUUCAAAAAGCGGAAUGUUCGGUUUCAACAUUUUUUAAUGUCACAAAAAUCAAAUUUAUAA
Messenger RNA from Drosophila busckii, 941 nucleotides. RefSeq names its product maker687. Bases 1 to 918 code for a protein of 305 amino acids. The record is from RefSeq and is a predicted model, not a curated record. The transcript has 3 exons. Lineage: Eukaryota; Metazoa; Arthropoda; Insecta; Diptera; Drosophilidae.